Molecule: messenger RNA, 1521 nt
Organism: Arachis ipaensis
Lineage: Eukaryota; Viridiplantae; Streptophyta; Magnoliopsida; Fabales; Fabaceae
Source: RefSeq, a predicted model, not a curated record
AUGUCACGUUCCAUGCAUGCAAAGGAUAUGGAAAAAAACACUAGGUACUUCCAUAAUUUGGCAUCGUUAAGAAGGAGGAACAAUAGAAUUGACUCUUUGGUAAUUAAUGGAAGGUUGAUAAGAAAUCAAGCUCAGAUCAAGAUUGCUAUCAGAGAGUUUUUUAAGGAUUUGUAUCAUCAGGAAAGGUCGCCAAUUGUGGAGUUUAGGGAUAGACUGCUAAAUAUAAUUGAUGAAGAUUCUAUAGCUUUGGAGAGAAUACCGACAACAGAAGAGGUCAGAGAGGCAGAUUGGGAUUGUGAAUCAUCAAAGGCUCUAGGAAUUGACUGGUAUAACAUGAAUUUCAUUAAAAAGUUCUGGGAUGAGAUUGGUACAGAGUUCACAACAGCUGUUUUGGAGUUUUUUCGGUCAUCAAGAUUGCCUUCUGACUCCAAUAUUACGUGGGUAGACCUAGCACCUAAGUUUAUUAGAGCCAAGGAGAUUAAGGACCUCAAGCCGAUUAGCAUGGUAGGCUGUAUAUCUAAAGUUAUCUCUAAAAUGAUGGUCAGAAGAUUAAGAUCGGUGAUGCCAGGAGCGAACCCAAAGCUAGUCAGGACUUGGAAACCUAUUAUUGACAAAGUGGAGGAGAAACUUAUCUCAUGGAUGGCAAAAGUACUCAAUAAUGCAGCUCAGACCUUGCCUAGUAGAGGGGGUCCAUGGAAGGAUAUCUAUCAGCUACAAUUAAAGGAUAGUAGUAAUGUGAGAGAUAAGAUGAUUACUGGAUUGUCCAUGGAGAAAGAGGUCACCAAGUUACUCGAGGCUAGGAUUAUUUAUCCUAUUUCUGAUAACCCCUGGGUGAGCCCUGUCCAAGUUGUUCCCAAAAAGGGAGGCAUGACAGUGGUUCAUAAUGAAAAAAAUGAACUGGUUCCUACAAGAACAGUUACAGGGUGGCGCAUGUGUAUUGACUAUAGAAGGCUCAAUACAGCCACCAGAAAGGAUCAUUUUCCUUUACCAUUCAUGGACCAGAUGCUAGAAAGACUAGCAGGUCAUGAUUAUUACUACUUUUUGGAUGGCUAUUCAGGCUAUAACCAAAUUGCAGUAGAUCCCCAAGAUCAAGAGAAAACAUCAUUCACAUAUCCAUCUGAAGUAUUUGCCUACAGAAGGAUGCCAUUUGGGCUGUGUAAUGCACCUGCAACCUUUCAGAGAUGCAUGCUCUCUAUUUUCUCUUAUAUGGUGGAAAAAUUUCUAGAAGUCUUCAUGGAUGACUUCUCAGUAUAUGGAGACUCAUUCAGCUCCUGUCUUGAUCACCUGACACUGGUUCUGAAAAGAUGCCAAGAGACUAACCUGGUUUUAAACUGGGAAAAAUGUCACUUUAUGGUGACUGAAGGGAUUGUCCUUGGGCACAAGAUUUCGAACAAGGGAAUAGAGGUGGAUCAAGCUAAGGUAGAGGUAAUUGAAAAAUUACCACCACCUGUCAAUGUUAAGGCAAUUAGAAGCUUUCUGGGGCAUGCAGGGUUCUAUAGGAGGUUUAUAAAGGAUUUUUCA